AUGGGGUCGGGCGGCGCGCGGCAUCGUUGGGCGGAGGCCCGGGCGGCAGGCUUGGGCUGCCGUGGUCGGCGGUGGGCUGGGGACGUGUCCUCUGCCUGUCUGCUCGAGUGGUUGCUUGCCUUAGGCAAGCCGCUGCGCGGGUGCGAUGCGGCUGGUGUGGUCGCGUGGACUGGAAGGGGGUGGGUGAAAGGGCGGCUGCGCAUUUCCGCGUGCCCGCGCGCCGGUGGGCGCAAGUUUGAAUUCGGCGCAAAUGCGAUUCCGGUCCCACGGGCUGCAUGGGUCGCGUGCCCCGCACGGUUCCCCCGCCGGCGGAUGCGGCGGUGCCACGCCGGGCGCUGGUGUUGGAUGUUUUCCGGGCGGCCUUUGAGGCUGGUCCGGGGCACGGCUCCCGCCGUGCCUUGUCUUGCAAAACCAUCACGGAUGUCGACCUUGUCUGAAAUGACUGGCUGUGCAUGUGUGUUUGUGUUCGCGCCCUCUCACCGCAGCUACGACUACCUGUUUAAAAUCGUCCUGAUCGGCGACUCUGGCGUGGGCAAGUCCAAUCUGCUGAGCCGCUUCACUCGCAACGAGUUCUCACUGGAGUCCAAAUCCACAAUCGGAGUGGAGUUCGCCACCAGGAGCAUACAGGUGGAUUCCAAGACCAUCAAGGCCCAAAUUUGGGACACUGCUGGCCAGGAGAGAUACCGUGCCAUCACCAAUGCGUACUAUCGAGGAGCUGUUGGAGCACUGCUUGUGUACGACAUCACAAAAACCUCCUCGUUUGAGAACGUGUCGCGAUGGCUGAAAGAGCUCCGCGACCAUGCUGAUGCCAACAUCGUUGUGAUGUUGGUCGGCAACAAGAGUGACCUGCGACACCUGAGGUCAGUGAAGACAGAGGACUCUCAGACCUAUUGUGAGAGGGAGGGGCUGUCCUUUAUUGAGACGUCUGCACUGGAAGCCACAAAUGUAGAAAAGGCCUUUCAACAGACACUGACUGAGAUUUACCACAUCGUCAGCAAGAAGCAACUCGAGGCGGAGGAACCCACACAGGGACCUGGAGCUGGAACCAAGCUCGUGUUGGAUCAACCGGCAGAACAGGCAGCAGGAAAGAAGUCAUGCUGUGCAUCAGGGACCUAG
Messenger RNA from Ostreobium quekettii, 1116 nucleotides. NCBI's taxonomy places the organism in Eukaryota, Viridiplantae, Chlorophyta, Ulvophyceae, Bryopsidales, Ostreobiaceae. The record is from the annotation of a GenBank genome assembly.